GGGCCAGACCAGACCGGGCCCAUCUCAGUCUCAGAACGACGACGACUAUUCAGUCUCGGAUUGGACUCACGCUGCCAAGCAUCGUCGAUCGCAAAGUUCUUCGGCGUUAUGUGCGCCACGUGAGUGUUGCGAGUGAGUCUCUCGAGUGCCGUCGCUACAUCAUCACCGUUUAGGCGGAUCAAUGAUGUAUGUCAAAGAUGAAUGCCAAUAAUGUGCUAUGAAACGUGCUAUGGUCAUAUAUGUAUAAUCAAUUAAAGAUGCAGAUAUCAUCGAUUUUGUGAAGAAAGCUAUUCAUUCAAAGUGUUCUGUGAAAUUAAAAACAUAUACUACUAAGUAAAUACAUACAGUGUACCUUUUGGGAUCUACAAUUUAUGCAGUUUGGGAAAUAUCCAAUUUUAAAAGAUGAACCAGCUGUGCAAAGUAUGCGGCGAACCGGCGGCUGGUUUUCAUUUCGGGGCAUUCACAUGCGAGGGCUGUAAGUCCUUCUUUGGGCGCACCUACAACAACAUAGCGGCUAUAGCCGGCUGCAAGCACAACGGAGACUGUGUGAUCAACAAGAAAAACCGCACGGCCUGCAAGGCGUGCCGCCUGCGCAAGUGCCUCUUGGUGGGGAUGUCGAAGAGCGGCUCUCGCUACGGACGCCGCUCCAACUGGUUCAAGAUCCACUGUCUGCUGCAGGAGCAGCAGAGCACGGCGGGGACAGCCAGCGGGACUGCUGGAGGCGGACCAGGAGGCGUGGGUGGUGUAAGCAGUGCAAAUCUGGAGCAGCUCGCGCGCCUGCAGCAGGCGAGCCAUCAGGCGCGGCAAACCUACCAGGACAAGACAAAUCCCUGCAUCAAGUCAGCCACUUCCAGCUCCCCCACAAUAGGGGGAUUGGGUCCGGCAGGAUCCACCUCCUCCGCAGCCUCUACCAGCCUGCCCGGAUUCAUGCAGGCGGCCAAAUAUCUCAACGAUCGUCAGCAGCACCAAAAGCAUCACCAGCGGCAGUUGAAGCUGGAAUCCCGCCUCAGCAACACACCCAGCGACUCCGGCGCAUCCUCGGCCGGCGAUCCGAACGAGGAUGGGGCCACCAGUGUGCUGAGUGGCAACACCACGGGCGUCAUCAGCACCCCUUCAGCGAUGGCCAAGCUGAGUGAGCGACUGGGCUAUCCUCCGUUUCCCACCUCCUCCGAGCCGGAUGCGGACCUGGCGGCGCAGCAGCAGCGUCAGCGCCACCAAGAGCUGCUGGAGAUCUUCCGUAGUCACUCGGAGCCGCUCUACAGCUCCUUUGCCCCAUUCAGCCACCUGCCGAAAGUGCUCCUCGCAGCCGGGGUGCCCCCACUGCCCAUCUUUAAGGAUCAGUUCAAGUCGGAAUUGUUAUUUCCGGCCGCCAGCAGUCCGGAGCUGGACGAACCCAUCGAUCUAUCGCUGAGAUCGCGAACAGAUCCAGCCAGUCCCGUGGCGCCUGGCUCGAACAGUCCCAGUUUGAGCGAGCCUGCAGCGGCUGGUCAUUUCCUGGAGGAAUCCUCGAUCCUUGUCAGAAAAUCCACGCCCCUCGACCUUACUCUUGUGCGCUCCCAAACCCUGACGGGAUAAACGAUAGACGUGAUACGACUUGGAGAUUGACUGUAAAUUCGUUCCUGUGCCAAGACAAUUUCGAGUAGAUAUUCUAUCCUCCAGAAGAAGGGUCCACGCAGAAUCGAGGUGCCGAUAUCAGAAUCUCCUGAAUAUAUUGUCAAUGCAGCCCACAACCAGGAGGAAAUCAACACAGAAAACCCCUAUUAUCUUCAUCAUUUUGGUGCCAGUGAAAUUAUGUACAAAUAUAAAUUUUACUUUGUUUUUAUUUAGCUCAAUUACAGCUGCUUAGAGAAGAGAAUGAACAAUCGUAUUAUGCACAU
Molecule: messenger RNA, 1877 nt
Organism: Drosophila subobscura
Lineage: Eukaryota; Metazoa; Arthropoda; Insecta; Diptera; Drosophilidae
Product: protein embryonic gonad
Exons: 3
Coding region: 403-1575 (390 amino acids)
Biological process (GO): regulation of DNA-templated transcription
Molecular function (GO): sequence-specific DNA binding; zinc ion binding; DNA-binding transcription factor activity
Source: RefSeq, a predicted model, not a curated record